AUGUCCCUCGCGCGCUCCUUUGCAGCCGCAGCCGAAUCCAUUGCGCCAGUCUACGGCAAUGUUCCCGCCCUCCUCGCCCCACUCCAUCCUUACGCCCCAGUGGGCGCACUCGACAUCUUCGGUGCAGCCCGCCUGAGUAUGGGCAUCAACUGGGUUGCGAGUGAUACCAAGGGACGUUCACGCGCUACGUUCCUCCAGGAGGCACUGGGGAUGCUUGUUAUCGUGUUUGGCGGUGAGACCUUCCUCGCGCUGUGUACUGGCACACCGCCGGGGUGGCUCGUUAACCCCACGUUCAUCUUCCUGUUUGCUGGCGUCCACUUCGCCCUCACGCGCACACCCCUCCGCGUCCUCGUCCCAGCCAAGCCCAACCUCCUCAUGGAGCUGGUAUUUGCGCCCCUUGACGCUAUCGGCCGUACCCUCCUCCUCACGCGCUUCUCCAUCAUCCCGCUCCUUCAUCCACCUGCAGGCACCACCGUCCUCCCGGCAACGCCCAGUACCCUCGUCCUCGUCCCUUUCAUCCUCGCAGUUCCCUUCGCGGCGCUUGUGUUCAGCGGUACGAACUGGUUCGCGCCGCAGAUGGAGCUCUCGACGCCCAACGAGCUCAAGCCCGGCGGCUGGAUGGCCGUCGACGCGUGGAUCGCCAUCGUCGUCCCCGUGCUCUUUCUCUCCCUCAUUGGCCCCGUGGAGGGAUGGCCCUUUGGCCUCGGCAUGCAGCUGAGCGAGGACGCGGCGAUUGUUGUGUGCGCCGUCGUUGCUAUUGUGAGCUUUGUGGGGCGCACAGUGUACAACCUCGGCGGAGUUGAGCCGGUGAAGAAGAGCAGCAAGAAGAAGGCGAAGAAGGCGUAA
Messenger RNA from Cutaneotrichosporon cavernicola, 846 nucleotides. RefSeq lists its product as uncharacterized. Bases 1 to 846 code for a protein of 281 amino acids. The transcript has 3 exons. NCBI's taxonomy places the organism in Eukaryota, Fungi, Basidiomycota, Tremellomycetes, Trichosporonales, Trichosporonaceae. The record is from RefSeq and is a predicted model, not a curated record.